ACUUCACCAAUUUUUUUCCCCUCUCCGCCCACCUUCCCAUUUCUAUAUCUUUCUACCUUUGAUUCCCACUGCCACAAAUGGAGGUCGAAGUGGUGGCGCCGCUCCCUACGACGGAGUUCAACUUCGACAGCUCAUGUUCAUCGCCGUACAUCACCGCUCCCUCAAGCCCGCAACGCUUCGGCGGGAACCUCUUAUUCUCCACCGCUCCAACCAGUCCUUCUCAUGAUUCUUCGUUGUACGGUGAACUCAACGGCGUUUCUCACGUCGUCGGUUCUUCACCGGCGGUCCCUUUCGGGUGGGAGCCGAAGCAAAGCAACGACGACGAUGAUGGCAACAAUGGGUGUGGAGAUUUCGAGUUUAAUUUCAGCGGCCAGUUGGAAAGAACUUCAUUAUCAGCCGACGAGUUAUUCGCCGGUGGUAAGAUAAAGCCGCUUAAACCACCGCAUUUGUUCGAACCACCGCAAGCGAAACAAGAACAACGAGGAAGAGAAAGGAAAUCUGGAUUUUCAUUUUCAUCGUCAACAACAUCAUCUUCAAGCUAUAAUUACAAUCUAAUUCACAAAAAAAGCCGAUCUUUAUCCCCAUUUAGAGUCACCAACAUCAUUUUGGAUGAACAAGAUGAAUGUCCCUCAAAUUUCGAAAACCCCAUCAAUUUUUCAUCAACAAAAACCCCCAAAUCCUACGUUUCAUCGAUCUUUUCAGCCAUUUCGUUUCAAAGAGGCAAUAAAAAAUGGAAACUGAGGGACUUAUUGCUGUUUAGGAGUGCAUCUGAAGGCAGAGCAACGAACAUCAAAGAACCUUUGAGGAAAUACUCUGUUUUGGGUAAGAAAGAAGUGGAAGAUGUUAAACACGCGCCAUCGUUGACGACGGCGAGUUCGAAGCGGAGAACGCCUCCGGUAUCGGCACACGAGCUGCAUUAUACGGUGAAUCGGGCCGUCGCGGAGGAGAUGAGGCGGAAAACAUUUUUGCCUUACAAACAAGGUCUCCUUGGAUGCUUGGGUUUCAACCCUGGUAGUAUGCAUGAGAUUUCUAGAGGUGUUGGGUCUUUGACACGUGGAUAAAUAAAAAAUUUCUUUUUUAUUUAAUUUUUUUAUUCGAGUUGUCGAGAUUUUUUUUUGUUUAUUUAUGAAAUUAUUCAUGUUCGAGAGGAAUGUUGAUGUGGUAAUAUUUUUCAAAGACAUAAAUUAUUUAAUUUUUAAAA
Molecule: messenger RNA, 1201 nt
Organism: Gossypium raimondii (Peruvian cotton)
Lineage: Eukaryota; Viridiplantae; Streptophyta; Magnoliopsida; Malvales; Malvaceae
Exons: 1
Coding region: 78-1061 (327 amino acids)
Source: RefSeq, a predicted model, not a curated record